Aspergillus homomorphus CBS 101889 is the source of this 1212-nucleotide messenger RNA. RefSeq names its product putative ribosomal protein/carboxylic ester hydrolase (Ppe1) (gene ppe1). Gene Ontology annotation, molecular function: protein methylesterase activity. The record is from RefSeq and is a predicted model, not a curated record. The transcript has 5 exons. Gene Ontology annotation, biological process: protein demethylation. NCBI's taxonomy places the organism in Eukaryota, Fungi, Ascomycota, Eurotiomycetes, Eurotiales, Aspergillaceae. Bases 1 to 1212 code for a protein of 403 amino acids.
AUGCAACCCCUCAACGAGGAACCGGGAGAGUCUAGUCACGAUGAGGACUACUCAUCAGCUUCAUCCACUGGCACAGUCAUCCCCUCUCCCAGUCGCAAUCUUUUCGCCAGACCCAACGGUAACCGAGGCUCCCCUCAAACAAGCCUAAGCUGGACCGAAUUCUUCACUCAAGAUCUGUACCUCCACCAGAUCGAUGAUAGCACCAACACACAUAUCACCCACCAUGUCUAUCUCACCCCUCCCGCCGACUCCGGCAGUCCGCUUUUCGUCAUGCACCACGGCGCCGGGUCCUCAGGUCUUUCGUUCGCCGCCUGCGCGGAGGAGAUUCGAAAGCUCCUCCCCAAAGCAGGCAUCCUGUCUCUUGACGCGCGCCACCACGGCAGCACAGUGGUAGCCUCCACGUCCGACGGGGCCGAGGGAGCCCAGGAAGAAAGCCCGCCUACUCCUCCCCUCGACCUCAGCCUCGAGACCCUCAAUCGAGAUCUUGUCUUCGUCGUCCGCGAAACCCAGGCCAAGAUGGGCUGGGAAAGUCUUCCGGACCUGGUCCUCGUCGGACACAGUCUGGGAGGGGCCGUGAUCACCGACGUCGCCAAGACCGGCGAGUUAGGGUCCAAGGUACUGGCAUAUGCAGUACUUGAUGUCGUCGAGGGCUCCGCAAUGGACGCCCUCCAAAGCAUGGAAACAUACCUCCUGACCCGUCCAUCCCGUUUCCCAUCCAUAGCAUCCGGCAUAGAAUGGCACACUCGCUCCCGCACAAUCCGCAACAAAACCUCCGCCCGCAUCUCCGUGCCCUCUCUCCUCUACGAACAACCGGCCCCAACAGACCCCACCAAACCCUGGAUUUGGCGCACAAAUCUCUCGGAAACGAAACCCUUCUGGGAGAAUUGGUUCAUCGGGCUGAGUCGGAAGUUCCUCGACGCGCGUGGUGGCAAGCUACUCCUGCUGGCUGGGACCGAUCGGCUAGAUAAGGAGUUGAUGAUUGGGCAGAUGCAAGGUAAAUAUCAAUUGCAGGUUCUCCCGGAAGCAGGACACUUCAUCCAGGAAGACCAGCCGGCCAAGACGGCGCAGAUCCUGGUGGAUUUCUAUCGGCGGAAUGAUCGGAGUGCGUUGGUGUUGCCGCCUAAGGUGGCGGAUCUGCAGGCUCAGGCGGCGAUGAAGAAGGGGGAUGGCGCUGGGAUGGGCUUUGGAAUGAGCGGCUUGAAGAGGGGGUAG